Messenger RNA from Pristis pectinata (smalltooth sawfish), 2913 nucleotides. RefSeq names its product zinc finger containing ubiquitin peptidase 1 (gene zup1). The record is from RefSeq and is a predicted model, not a curated record. Lineage: Eukaryota; Metazoa; Chordata; Chondrichthyes; Rhinopristiformes; Pristidae. The transcript has 12 exons. The coding region runs from base 317 to 2113 and encodes 598 amino acids.
UGGAGGGAUUGAGUGGACUGUUGUUCAAGGCUUGCUGUGGUAGUUCUGGCCCUGACAGGGAUUCUUUAGGUGAAUGGUGGAGCAUAGUGACAGAUGUAAAACUUUGAGCUCACGAAGCUUCUGUUGUGGUACUGAGACGGCGGUUACUGGUGAGAGCAGGCUGCUGAAGGAAAUUCUCUGAAUGUUUGAGGGAUUGGGUCUUUGUGUCUGAUCAUUGGCUUCCAGCAAUCUUGGAGAAAAAUACAUUGUUCCUGCUUCUGAAGACUAUCCAGUGACUACACCAAAAGUUGUGAAAAGGACAGAACAAAAAUCCAACAUGUUCACUUGUGAUAUCUGUGGGCAAAGUGGCCUAUCAGAACCAGACAUGAGGACGCACAUUCUCUUUGUCCAUGAAGAAAAUGAGAAUAGCUGUCCAAUCUGCAACUUAUCUGGAAUCAGCUAUGAUGAAUUAAUAUUCCACAUAGAGACUUCUCAUGGUGAGGUGAAACCUUUACACGAUGGAAAGACAAUCUCUUCUAUUGAAGAAAAGGAUCCUGAUUCUUCACUUCGAAUCAAUAAAUGUCAUGAGUCUCCAGAACAAAAGGAGUUUAAAGUGAAUGGGAAGGCAGAGUCAAAACCAGAAGAACUUCAUAUGCCUUGCUCUGCAUCACCUUCUAACCGUGAGAGACUGUUUAAACAAAGCAGUAGAAAGAGAGAAUCUAGAAGAUUAAUACCAUCAGAAAAUUUCAACGGCAAGUUUUCAGGGACAAUUUGGUUUCAACCUGAGCAAAAACUAUCUGAUAAGAACCAUGAAGACAAUGAACUUUGUGGCAAAUCUGAUGAAUCUGUAAACUUUGGUUUCCCUGAAUGUCCUUUUUGUGGCCUGGUCGGAAGUUCAGGAGAAGACCUAAAUGAGCAUGUUAAAACCAAGCAUGCAGCAGUGUUGGAAACUCCUCAAAAAGAUUCUGCAAAGCAGAGACUGUAUUCGUGUCCCAUGUGCAAACUGGUAUUUGAAAAUUGGCAGAUACUUCAGGAACAUGUUGAGUUGCACUUAACUGAGAGUAGAGCUGAAGAACUUGCAUUGGCUGAUCGUCAGUUUGCUCAACAACUACAGGAAGAGGAGAAUAGACAAAGCAGGUCAUUUGAAAAAAAGAGAGAGCAAGAGGAAUUUCAAAAACUUCAGAAGCAGUAUGGAUUAGAUAAUCGUGGAGGAUACAAACAACAGAUGCUGCAGAAUAUGGAUAGGGCUGUUUGCCGAGGUGAAGUGAAUCCUGCAGACUACCAUCGAAGAAAAGCAGAAGUAAUGGAAGCAUUAGCAAUGGGAGAAGAUGAUGGCAGAACUAAGACACUGGGUCUAAUGAGGGUGCUAAAUGAGUAUUAUCAGAGAAAUGGCACAGAUAUAAAGCAUGUAUAUCUGUGUGCAGAAACAGAUCACUAUCAUUCCUCUGCAGGAGACAAAGGCUGGGGAUGUGGAUACCGAAACUUUCAAAUGCUUCUAUCAUCACUUAUGAAGAUGGAACCAUAUAAGGGCAACUUACAUGACCUUGUAAUUCCUUGCAUUCCAAAAAUCCAGACCAUGAUAGAAGAAGCAUGGAAGGAUGGCUUUGAUCCUCAAGGUGCUGCCUCUUUUGAAAACAAACUACAGGGCACUCGAGCUUGGAUUGGGGCAACAGAAAUCUAUUCUUUAUUAACCUUUCUAAGAAUAAAGUGUCAAAUUGUUGAUUUUCACCAGCCCACUGGACCAUCAGGCACACAUCCUCGUUUGUUUGAGAGGAUAAGGCAAUACUAUUCUUCAGGCAGGGAUGCAGCAUUACGAUUACAACCCAAGGUAAUAUGGACAAACAAACCACCAAUCUAUCUUCAGCAUCAAGGUCACAGUCGGACUAUUGUGGGCAUUGAAGAAAGGAACAAUGGAACACUUUGCCUUUUGAUUUUUGAUCCCGGCAAUCAAGAAAUGCAGAAAUUUCUGCGCAGUGAUGUGACUGGAAUGAAUCUUAAAAUGAUUCGUAGGUUUAUUGGGAGUAUGAAGCAUAAACAAUAUCAAAUAGUGGCAAUAAAUGGUCUUUUAUCAGUGGAAAAGAAAAAUACUCGUAAGCAUGCAUCUUCAGUGUUGACAGCAGAAAAGGUACCUUAGUGCAAUUCUCUGCACAAAUUCAACAUGCAGGAUAUCUUUCAGGUCCAUGUUCUUUACAUAUCCUUUUACCUGAGUCGCAUGUAAAUCUCAGUUCAUGAAUCUUUGCUCUUUUAUCUUUAAAUUGCAAAAAUGAUGAAUUUAAUGAGAUCUAAUAUAUUUCUUCUUAAUUUUAUGCAUUUCAUCUAACAUUGGGACUGUUGCCUAUGAUGGGUAAAAUGGGAUACAACUUGUCUGUUGCUAGUGUGCCACGUGCUGAUGAGCAUUUAUAAUAAUUGAUAAUAAUUUCACAAGUGUGGUUCAACAUCUGACUUAUUUAUGGUUUUGGUCUUAGUCCUGCCUUGUUCUCAAAUGGAAAUAUGAACAUUACUUUGAGUUCCCUUGUGUAGAUACAAGUAACAAAUUAGGCUAUAGAAAAUUGUGUCUCUAACAGCAAAGAGUAAAAGGCCCAUAUAACCAUCUCCCAGAUUGUUUCUGUGCAUGUUCUUUCACUCUUUUCUACCAUGUAAAUUAUUGCAAAUAAACAUACUUGAAAGUAUCCUUAAAGUUGAAAGUUAAUUUUCAUUGUAGUUAUACUUACAUAAAUAAACAUUUGCAUUAAUUCUACUUGAGAUUCUUACCAUCUUACCAUCUCCAGUAACCAGCAAUAUGUACUUCGGGUCUCGUCUUUCACGUGUUGACCUGUACAGUUAACCAUAUAUCUUUUAUGUUCACUAGAAAAUAUCGGUUGAUUGCCUUGUUGUCAAAUUACAGUUUUCAAUUGGUGAGAGUAAGUGCUGCAAGAUUUCUUGAUGUAAUUUGUU